UACCACAUAAUGGUCCCCAGUAAAUUAGGGAUUUGAAAGAUGAGUGUCCAUUUAACUAAAGUGGAGAGGAUGAAAUACAAACAAGUGAAACAAUAAACAGUCAGUGAUAUACAUUAUGGAACCGAAAUCACGCAACAAUAUAUCUCUAUGAUUAUCACUAAUUAGCUAAGUCAAAUGACAUAGGUUUAGAGAAAUUCUCCAGAAAUAAUUAUCGGUUUAUAUUCAGCUCAUCAUCAGUUGUGUCUGCAACGCAUAUUCGACUGGCUCUUCAGGAAAGUGAACUAAUUAAAUUACUCUGCAUACUCAGAGCAUUUAAAUCUGCAAUGUCCACGUUAGCCCAAUCCACUUCAUUUCCAAUGAACUCCACUUCAAUAUGUUUCAAUGCAUUUGGCAAUUUUGUAAACCGCUCUAUUUUUAUCACAGACUACUACUACUACUACUACAGCUCUGCUUCUUUUUAGAUUUCAAUAGAAAAUCAGCAAAGUAUUGUUUUCAAUGGACUGAUGUGAUCUAAUCUACGUCCACAUAGAUCUGUUAAUUUCUUAUGAAUUUCUGUUUGUAUACAGUUAUCUACAUGUCAAUACAGAAAAGUUAAAACAUUCUUACAGUCGUCAUUAUUAUGUUGGUUAGACGGAAUGAAUAGGGCUUGGUUUAGAAGUUAUAUUUUCUUAUUGAACUAUGAUGAAAUCGUCUAACAGAAGUUUUAUUAAAAUGAAAUUCAAGUGACAAAGUGAAAAUGUUGAAUUCCCACCUAAACUGUUGGUGUCAUUUUGAUUUGAAUCAAUCAAAUAGAAACAAUACACCAUUGACAGUCUAUAGAGAGGUAUUUGCAGGCAACAAACUGCUUGUUCGUAUUUUUGAGUAGCAAGUUAAUCAACCAUGUAUUACAAAGCACGUUUAAUCACAUUCAAGAGCAGUUUCAUCAACACGGGUCAGGAAUAUAAAACAACGGUGGAUAAACCCUAGUUCACGUUCUCAAUAGAUAGAUGAAUAUUGAAUAACGAUCAGUUAUUCCACCACCAUGAUUGGCCAGUAAUGAACGUAAUGAACGAAAGUUGACCUUCAUGGUCACUUUGAAUAAUCGAAUCAGAAUAAAACAACCAAACACUCAUAAAAUCUAUAUAAACCAGACAAUUUUUAGUGAAAUUUCAUUAACUGCUUUGAACAAGAUGAUGAGGUGAGUGUUAGCUGAACACAAGAGUUAAAUGAGUGUAUCGUACAAAUUGAAAUUUGAUUCCAUGUGAUAACGUUCUUUUAUUCACUUGAACCAUUUCAGAUUCAAUUCUCCAUAUGAUCUGUUCAUACGAAUUUCUAUGAUCUUGAACGUAUUUUCCGGGUUCUGUAUCUGCGAUGAAAUUUGUAAACAUCCGAAUUGGGUGAACUUUGAACAAGUGAUUUUUAAGAAUGAAUCAUAUCGAUAUUCUCAUCAUUAUCACUACUCACAAACCAUUAAUCUCAAUCAGCCUCGUCCAAAUGUGAAUGGCAGUUUUAUUGAGUACAAGAAAAUUCAACCUAUUAAACCAGAAUUCCCGUUAAAAUAUUUUGAAAGUGAAGUCAGUAAAUUUGAAAUUUGGCCUAGUGGUGUUUUAUAUAUGUUUAAAAAAGACGAGAAAAUAGGACAAAUCUCGAAUAAUUUAGGAAGAUCUUUGUCACGUCAACUUUUGGAUGAGAGUGAGUUUCUUGAAUUAUUCAGUUGUAGUUUGUUUUGUUUACCGUUGUCAUAUUCAUUUUGCAUAUACGAAAUCUCACCGACCCGACAUUUCUCAAUAAAGUCAGUGAAUCCAACUAAUCAAAUGUGCAGUAAUAAGCGACGUUCUGAGUUAAAUCAGUUUGUACUAUUGAAGCCGACAAUCUAUCAAAUCUUAUUUGAUUCCCUAAAAUACAUUUCUAGUACUUACUUGAUUCCUAAAAGUUUAAUGUCUCUGAGUCGCUGUUUGUCGACCAUCGUAUAUUCAACUGUAUCUCUUUAAUCAUAUUCACCUUCAUACAAUUUUCGAAUUCAAACUCUUUCUGACACAGCGGACUAAUGAACGAACGUGAACAGUCGACUAGUGCAAGAUUCUUUACUCAAACUAGAACACCUAGAACAUCAAGUUUACAUCCGUAUAUCUCAGUCAGUUAUAUGAAUUUACGAAUAACAAAAUCUAUCGUCCAAAUAAUGUCAAGUGACAAUUACUCAGUCGAAAUCGUUUGAGAAAAAUUAACAGAAGUGUAACAUUCUCACUUAGAGAGAUUGAAAUGUUCAUCAUAUCGUUGAAGUGACAAUAAUCCUUGAACCUUCCUCAUAAGCGAUGAUCGAGCAUUUCACCACACCGUUUCAUGUAAAUGUUGGAAUGAAUCUGAUAACUUGUAUGCAGAGGUAGUCCAUGUUAAAACGUACAUUUAAUAAAAGAGAUGGAUUUUCAUUUUACACAAAUUUCAUUAUCUACUUUUAUUUUCAAUAAUUCAGAGGGAUUAAUCGUUGUCAAAUUGUCUCUUAAAGGAGAAGAUAAAGGUAAACAUGAUUCAUGACAAGUGAACUUUGCACAAUUACUUCUUUACUCCUUGUGAUCACACACUGUUUGUGAAAUUCAGUUUUCAGAAAAUUGACAUGAAAAACUUUGUUAUUUUUCUAGAAAAUGAGGGUCUAACCAAAUGUGAAAUCCACUCACCGUUUGAUCACACAUUGAAUGUGAUUUGAAGCUCAGUUGACAUCGACUGGGAAAAAUUAGAUAAGACGUGUAAAAUAUUGAUAUUCAUUGCCUGUUUGAAAACCUGUGCAGAGAUACAUUUUCGUUUAAAUGCUUCCAUGAAACUUGACGACAAAUCAUUGCUUCAAAACAAACGAACCGUGUCAUAUGUUCGUCACAAAGUCAUUCUUGUGCGUAUAAUAUACAUCUACGCUUCCAUUCAUCGCAUAGUCACUCCUAUAUAAUAUCCUUCCACAUUGAGAUAUCGUUGAGAUUACACAUUCAAAUCUAUUCGUCUUGCAUCUACAACAAACUGUUAGGUUUGAAGCUUCACGGGUUCACUUAGACUGCGAACGAGAACAAUACUCAGUGACCAAAGACCAGUAAUCUAACUAUUGACGCGUCCCAGCCCCGCUAUCUAGAAGGAGAAGUCCAGGCUUGGUAUGGAAAAUAUAUUCUGCAUACAACCAGAAAACGAGCGAGCAAGCAAGCAGCAGCAGCGAACACUCAGACACAAUUUUAAACGUAUAUAUAUAUAUAAAUAUAUAAAAUCGAUAUUGUCAUAUUAAAAUGUUUUUUUAAACAUGACUCAUUCAGUUCAUCACUCGACAGGCAUUCGAAUAUUUAGUCGAUAAGUUCAUCAUGUGACUUCCAUCCAAAUAUUUAAUCGAUGAGUCAAUCGAUAUGAUAAAAUUACAAAUAUGAAUUUUGGGAAUAUACCGUCCCAACACAAACAAACACUGUAGCCAGAGUUACUUGAUCGAGUUAAAUAUCCAUAUGUUAGGUGAUCAAUAAGAUUCUCAAGUUGCAUUUGUGAAUAAACGCUCCAUAACUUAUGUCAUGCAUACUUGGAGUCGAUUGUUAAAAGGAAAAUUAUAGAAAAUAUUGCGAAUGUGCGAAUACAUUUGCAGUAUUAGACCUUUAAUGAAUCAGUAGUAAUACAAUAGUAAUGCAGAUUCAGAAACUCAGCAUUUCACACUAGUUUGGAAGGAUGCAUGCUCGUUUCAUUCACAUGAAGUUUAGUUCAAUGUUUUGAGUGCGAAUCCGACUGAAGAAAGCAUUUGACACAACUCAGUAAUUAUACACUAAAUUUGAUCACUUUAAUAUUUUGGAAAUUUCAAAAGAUACAGACUACGGAAUCCGAGGAAUCUUUCAAUGUGAUACAGGUAAGAAAGAACAUGAGAUAUCUGUUCCUGUAGAAUGGAUGAAAAAUGGCACGUUAGUGGAGUAUGAAGUCAUCGGCACAAUUUGUCCAAUACACAAUUCAAGUGAAGCAUGUCUGAAUGCAAUAACAUCGAAUGUGACAUGUAUUUGGUGUGAGAAAUGGAAUACGUGCAUUGACAGUAAUCAUCAGAAUCACCAUUUCUUUAAAGUGAAUGGUUGCCAUUUUAAGAAUACGACUACUGAAAUAUCGAAAGAAAGUAGACAGAACAAAUCACUUUGGUAUCUGUAUAUAAUAAUUCCACUGAUCGUCUUCAUCGCUGCAUGUACCGGAUAUGUUACCUGGAAAUGUUUGCAUAAAAAAAGGAGAAGUAGUGAAUGAUUCUCAACAAAGUCUCAUAACUAAAUUCGAAUAUUCUGACUAAUUCCGCUUUUCUUUUUCGUAUUUUAAUGAACAAUUUUAGAUUUAGUUAUUCAUUUUAAUGGUUUGGACUUUUCCUUACGGAACUAUGUACAUUUUGUGCUUGUUUAUGUUAUAGCCGAUGUAUUCUUGUUAAUUAAAUAUCAAACAUGAUUUAUAAUAUUUA
Molecule: messenger RNA, 4417 nt
Organism: Schistosoma haematobium
Lineage: Eukaryota; Metazoa; Platyhelminthes; Trematoda; Strigeidida; Schistosomatidae
Exons: 8
Coding region: 1314-1970 (218 amino acids)
Source: RefSeq, a predicted model, not a curated record